UGCUAGCUUAACGUUCAUCACUCUGUGAGCAUUAGCAUUUCGCUGUUGCACAAGGACUUUUGAAUCUUUAAGCUCAUUUAAACGGUAGACGGACACAAAAGAACAAGUGUAUAUUUUAAUUAUUUGUACGCGAAACUAAAACGUUUAUCUUGGACGCGGUCACGUUUGUAUUUCGUCGUUAAUGUACUUGUAGCUAAAGCGGCUAAUGCUAACCGGCUAGCUGCUAUCCUGUCAGAGAGCAGAGCAGAGAGUUGGUCCAUGUGAUUCAAGUUACACUUUAGUCACAGUUUUCCUCUCAAAUAAUGCUACCAACCCAAACGUUAUGUAACACAUGUUAUAAAACAGUGUCAUAGUUGUAUUUCGGUUAAUAUUACCAGCAGAAUGAGGGCUUGUUUUGGUGUUAAAACACAGCUGUUGAUAAGCAGAGUCUUCAGUCAUCCUCUCAGUCCAUCAGCUGCAGUGCGAUGGCGAGCAGCUCAGACCAGACUCUUCUGCAGCCCGCCAACAGGUGAGGAAAAGCCCCAACCCUCCAUGCUGCGACACCUGACCUCCAAAAUAAAAGCCACAGGUCCAAUUACAGUGGCGGAGUACAUGAGAGAGGUGCUCACCAACCCAGUGACGGGUUAUUAUGUGAGGAACAACAUGCUGGGACCUGAUGGAGAUUUCAUCACAUCACCAGAAAUCAGUCAGAUUUUCGGAGAGUUGCUCGGCGUGUGGAUCAUCAGUGAGUGGAUGGGAGCAGGUCGACCCAAACAUCUGCAGCUGGUUGAGCUCGGACCUGGAAAAGGAUCAUUGGCCAGCGACAUCCUCAGAGUGUUCAGUCAGUUGCAGUCCGUGCUGGGCGGAGCCUCGGUGUCCCUCCACCUGGUCGAGGUGAGUCCGGCUUUGAGUCGUAUUCAGGCCCAGACCCUGACAGGAAACCACAGCCAGCAGGCAGACACCGAAGAUGAGCCUGUGUACCGCCGUGGGGAAACUGCUGCAGGGCUGCCGGUGUCCUGGUACCGCCGCUUAGAGGACGUCCCCUCAGGAUUCAGCAUCUUUCUCGCUCAUGAGUUCUUUGACGCUCUGCCGAUCCACAAAUUUCAGAGGACGAAGAAAGGCUGGAGGGAAGUGAUGGUGGACAUCGACCCAGAGAAGCCGGGCCAGCUGAGGUUCGUCGUGGUGCCGUCUCCUACUCUGGCCUCAUCCACGCUCAUACAGGCAGAUGAAAGGCGAGGUCAUGUGGAGGUGUGUGCGGAGGGCGGAGUCUUUGUCCAGCAGCUGGCCCGGAGGAUCGAAAAUGACGGCGGUGCGGCGCUGAUCGCUGACUAUGGCCACGACGGAACCAAGACCGACACAUUCAGAGGUUUUAAAGGUCACCAGCUCCAUGACGUCCUGUCCUCCCCCGGCUCGGCCGACCUCACUGCCGACGUGGACUUUAGCUACCUGCGGAAGAUGGCCGGAGGGGGCGUGGCCUGUCUGGGACCCGUCACUCAGAGGCUGUUCCUGAAAAACAUGGGCAUCGACUCCCGAAUGCAGGUUCUGCUGAGGAACUGCAGCGAUGCGUCCACCAGGAAGCAGCUGAUCAGCAGCUACGACAUGCUGACCAACCCCGCCAAGAUGGGCGAGCGCUUCCUCUUCUUCAGCCUGCUGCACCACAGCCGGCUGGCCGAACCAAAAAAGCAAGUGGGGCUGAAGCUGGAGAAGAAGAGCCCGGCACCGCUUCCUGUGGCCGGAUUCACUGAACUCAGCUUCUCCUGAUGGUCUUCAACGGUCCAGAGACUUUCAUCAGCAGGGCGGAGAAGGCUGGAAAUGAUCCGAAGUUUUGGAACUCAGACAUUAAGGGAUGUUUUAGAGGAUCAUGGGACGAUUUACAGCUGAUAUUAAAAAGACUGAAAAGAAACUUGCUGUACUCUACCAAAUAUAAUAUCCACCUUGAAGUGAGUUUUUCUUGAAGUUAACUGUGAAAACAUUUUGAUUUAUUAAUGUAAGAAAAAUAAAGAAUUUCAGCAUUUUAUUUGCAUUUAUUUUUUGAAAACGAUAUACCGUUUCCUAUCAACUUGAAAAGGCCAUCUUAUUUUCCAAAUUCUGCGGUUUGGUUCCUACAUGGCCUAUCCUCACCUGAUACUGAGAGAAAACUGUGACACUGUUAAAGGUCAGAGGUCAUUCUUGCAGCAGGAGGAUCUUUUUCCCUCCUUGCUGCUCUGCCGCCUGCCUCCGUCCACAUCUUGAAGCAGUUAGCUGAGCUCACAGUUGUGCAGCAGCCAUUCACAACCAGCUCGUCCGGUAGCAAUUAAAAGAUUCAGUUACACAUGUGGGGGGUCGCUGCUGCCAAAACAAGCAGCCGUCCCUGCAGAGGAGCGGUGGAGCGAGGCGAUCAGGUUCAGGAUUGGUAAUUAAAUGAUCGUUUCCAAACAUCCUGCUGCGGAUCGUUAUCAGCUUUUCCUCUCAUUCAGGAGGGGCUGUUUUUUUUUGUUGUUUUUUGUUUUGGUGAUGAGUCUGACUUUAUUAGGCCUUC
Messenger RNA from Epinephelus moara (kelp grouper), 2497 nucleotides. RefSeq names its product NADH:ubiquinone oxidoreductase complex assembly factor 7 (gene ndufaf7). Gene Ontology annotation, cellular component: mitochondrion. Bases 382 to 1740 code for a protein of 452 amino acids. The transcript is spliced from 10 exons. Gene Ontology annotation, molecular function: protein-arginine omega-N symmetric methyltransferase activity. The record is from RefSeq and is a predicted model, not a curated record. Gene Ontology annotation, biological process: mitochondrial respiratory chain complex I assembly. Lineage: Eukaryota; Metazoa; Chordata; Actinopteri; Perciformes; Serranidae.